Phaethon lepturus (White-tailed tropicbird) is the source of this 360-nucleotide messenger RNA. Its product is annotated as tubulin alpha chain-like. Gene Ontology annotation, biological process: mitotic cell cycle; microtubule cytoskeleton organization. The annotation marks the transcript as partial. Gene Ontology annotation, cellular component: microtubule; cytoplasm. Lineage: Eukaryota; Metazoa; Chordata; Aves; Phaethontiformes; Phaethontidae. The record is from RefSeq and is a predicted model, not a curated record. Gene Ontology annotation, molecular function: GTP binding; structural constituent of cytoskeleton. The transcript is spliced from 2 exons.
GUAGCAAUUGCUGCCAUCAAGACCAACCGAUCCCUCCAGUUUGUUGACUGGUGUCCAACAGGCUUCAAGGUUGGGAUCAACUAUCAGCCUCCUACAGUUACACCAGGAGGAGACCUAGCCCAGGUUGAGCGAGCAGUCUGCAUGCUGAGCAACACCACGGCCAUUGCAGAUGCCUGGGCAAGGCUUGACCACAAGUUUGAUCUUAUGUAUGCCAAGAGAGCUUUUGUGCACUGGUAUGUUAGUGAAGGCAUGGAGGAAGGAGAAUUCGCAGAGGCCCGAGAAGACCUGUCUGCCCUGGAGAAGGACUAUGAAGAAGUGGGAACUGACUCAUUUGAAGAAAAUGAGGGAGAGGAAUCUUAA